CAGAGCAGCAGACACAUUGUUGGAGGAAGGAGGUCACUCACCUGUUGUACCGCAGCGCUCCGUUCCAGUUCAUUUUUUAUUUCGCCUGGUUACUUGUGUGAGGUUGUCGGAGCGUUUGCCUUCAGGAUGACGGACGCUCUUUUACCAAACGGCAUCAAGGACGGCGGAGGAGACAGCACUUAUUUCAGGAAGGGCUGCAACCCGUUCGCACAGACUGGACGAAGCAAGCUGCAGAAUAAGCGAGCCAGUCUGAACCAGCAGAUCAUCAAGCAGAUGAGGAUGAGGGCUGGAGCUGAGAAUUUGCUGAAGGCUACAUCCAACAACAAGGUUAAAGAAAUGGUUCUUUUGGAGUUGAGCUAUGUUAACUCUAACCUGCAGCUACUCACGGGGCAGCUGGAAGGACUCAACAGCUCAGUGGAGGUCUACCAGAACACCCAGGAAACAGCCAACAUUCCACUCAUUGCUCUGGGUCUGAAGGAGACAAAAGAAGUAGACUUUUCUACUCCAUUCAAGGACUUUAUCUUGGAGCACUACAGUGAAGACAGGAACAGUUUUGAAGAUGAGAUUGCUGACCUGAUGGACCUGCGACAGGCAUGCAGAACGCCAAGUCGAAACGAGGUCGGGGUGGAGCUGCUUGCAAAAUACUACAGUCAUCUUCCUCUGAUCGAGAGCCGAUUCUUCUCCCCAAGCCGCCAGACUGGGAUCUUCUUCACUUGGUAUGACUCCUUCACUGGAGUGCCACUAUGUCAACAGAACCUCUCACUGGAGAAGGCCAGCAUACUUUUCAACAUGGCCGCCCUCUACUCUCAGAUCGGCACCCGAAGUGACAGACAGACAAUAUCAGGCCUGGAGGAGGCCAUCUCUUCCUUCCAGAAAGCAGCAGGUAUCCUGAACCACCUUAAGGAGACUUUCACCCACACUCCCAGCUAUGACAUGAGUCCAGCUAUGCUCAGUAUGCUGAUUCGAAUGAUGCUUGCUCAGGCUCAGGAGUGUCUGUUUGAGAAGACUGCUCUGCCCGGGAUCCGAAACCAGUUCUACUCCCUGAUGAAAAUGGCUCAAGAGGCUGCAAAGGUCUCAGAAAUCUACGACCAAGUCCAUCAGUCCAUGAUCCAGAUGCCAAUCAAAGACAAUGUCCCUUUGUUCUGGUCCACCAUGUCACAAGUCAAAGCCAACCACUAUCGCUCCAUGGCACACUAUUUUGUUGCCUCAGCACUGCUGGACCAUCAGUUGAGUCCCAGUGAUGAUGAGGACCAGCAGGAGAAGACCUUGUCACAGGUGUAUGAUCGGAUCCCUGAGGGACGCUCUCCUCUGGACAUCCUGAAGAAGAAAGAUGAACGUCAAUGCGUUGGUAAAGCUCACAUUCGUCGGGCCAUCCUGGGUCACGAGGAGGCUCUGAGGAUUUAUAGUUUGUGCCACAACCUGAACAAACUGGAGAUCCUGCAGGAUAUUUUAAAAGCCAGUCACCAGCGCUCGCUCAACAAGUUCAGUGAGCAUGAAGAUGAGGACGAGUUCACAGACUACACUGAGGCCCCAGACAUCAUCUCUAAAACAGAGCACAAAGCAGAGAUGGAAGUUCCUGCAACCACAAAGGUGAAAGUCAUCGACUUUUUCCAGAGGCUGGGCCCUCUGUCAGUGUUCUCAGCCAAGCAGCGGUGGACAGCCCCACGGACAAUACAACUUCAACCUCAAGACAGAGAUCUGGGUUUCACCCUGAAAGGAGAAUCACCAGUCCAGGUGGUUUCACUGGACCCCCUCUGUCCAGCUGCUGCUGAUGGGCUGAAAGAGGGUGACUACAUUGUUGCUGUGGGUGACACAGAAUGCAAAUGGAUGGGUGUGAGUGAGGUGAUGCGACUUCUUAAGGAUGUGGACGAGGAGGGAAUUGAGAUCCAGGUGGUCAGCAUGAUGGACACCAACCCUCCCAUGCCUACCAAGAGUGCUACCUUCUGCGGAAACUUGCCGAAGACCUACUCCAUGAUUUGUCUGGGCUAUGAUGACAAUGACAAGAAUCCCAAGUCCCACAAAGUUACCAAGAAGUCAUCCUUCCUCAGCUGGGGUCUGAAGAACAAGCUGAAGAGUGCCAGCACCCUCAGCCUCCCCACAGCAGACCACUCUGGCACACUCCCGUGGAACAAACCCUGUCCCACCUUCCCCAGCUCCAGCUCCUACAACAAUGACAGCUCCCUCUACUGAACACACUGCAGGCUUUUUACUGGGUCCAAAUAUUGUGCAGUACCCAUAUUGAGCCUAAAAUGGUUAUAUAUAGCACUGUGCUGUACCCAUACUGGUCCUGCUAUGGUACGGUGUCAGUGCCCUUUGGUGUUUCCACUGGAAUAUUGAGCAGUAGUGUAUGUAGCUUGUAUGGCACCAGUGUAUUGGUAACAUCACUACCAGCUAGUUUGGAAAGUCGCUGUGUGUAAAUACUGUUUAUGGGCGUUUAUGUUAGCACAUGGGCACUUUCCCAGAAUACUUCUGUAUCUGAAGGAAGCUGGACUGUACAUCAAACACAAUGGAAAAUUGUUCAGUACCAUGCUAGUAUGUGUACAGCACAGUACAGCUGCACUGUGGGAAAAAAUACCAGUUAUCAUUCCUCUCUCUCGCUCUCUCUCUCUCUCUCUCUCUCUCUCUCUCUCUCUCUCUCUCUCUAUAUAUAUAUAUAUAUAUAUAUAUAUAUAUAUAUAUAUAUAUAUGUAUAUAUAUAUACAUACACACACAUACACACACAUACACACACACAUACAUACACAUACACACACACACAUAUGCACACAGCACUGAGACAGGCUCCGAAGUUAAACUGUCAUCUCAGUAUUUUUUCUAGAAAAAUCACUCCACACCUAUUGAAGGAAGAAAACAAAGUUGUGCAAACACACCCAGCGCCAGCCUCUAUGUGACUGCAAAGCAGUGAUUUUAUUGUGGUUUAAGCAGUCCCUUCUUGGCACCAUCGUGUACUGAUGUAGCUCAGCACAGUGCUGUUAUCGUCUCUGUGCAUCCUCAGUACAUAUUGUCAUCCUAGAUAUGUGAAGGAUUCUGUUAUUGCCACAACAUUUGUUAGAAUCAGUGGACACUGAUCAGUUUUGGGGUAUUUAUGUAUUUCUAAACAGGCAUCUAGAGUUAAUACAUUUUGUUGCAGUAUGUUACAAAGUGAUUGAAAGAAAACUAAUUCAGCUGUGGAGCUGUUUUUUGUAUCUGGAAAGAGUUGACAAAUGCAAUGUUUUAUAAGCUGCUAAAAAUCUUAUAUAUACCUUGGUUAUGUUAUACUGUUAUUAUAUAUUUGUGAGGCAGCCUUUGAGUAUCAUUGUCUCUGAUGAGUGCCAUGUCCUGGACGCAGUGUAAAUGGAAAUAAUGGUGUCUUAGGUUUACUCAAUGUCCCAACUAUGCCACAAACCAAUAUGCCUCCAUGUCCCUGUAUCAUUGACCAUUCUGAUUUAUUUUUCCUGCUUCUGGCCCACCUGUCCAUGUGUAAGAGGAGCAUGAGCUGUGUGUCUCUGUUAAUGUGAAUCUUAAUGUAGAUAAAAGUUAUUUUGUCUCUAGAAGGGAAGAUUGUGGGCAGACUAAUGACAUUUCUACAUCGUACUUGGACAGCUGGUCACCAAAUAGUGACUUCGAUCAAAGCCCACUGUCAGGUUUCUACUUUUUGUCUCUACCUGUCUUAAUACUAGCCACAUCUUACAUUUUACUGACACUUUGCAGUGUUGGGCUAUCUCUUUAUCUACAAAGUAGAUUCUCAUACACAUUUGAUAAUCAAAUUAUUUAUGUAAUUAAAAAAAAAAACAAAAAUAUAUAUAUUUACCUGUAAGUUGUAGGUUUUAGAACUAGUUGGUCAAGUUGUGAGUUUUUGCACGCUGGAUUUCUUGGUUGGUUUCUUGAAGGAAUGUAUUUUACUAGCCUUGCUUAAUCUUUUUGGUGAACCUGUGUUCUGCUACAUUUUCUAUGUAAAGAUAUUUUUAAAUUGUAAAUGUUUUAAACAGCAACACUGAGAAGACUCUUUACUGUCUCUGUUUACCUAAUGUGGUGCCAUUUAUACUGUCAUGAAGGAAAAUGUCUCAUUAAGUGUAUAGUGAGAAUGUGCAGUGAUUGCUUCAUAUUGUGCUAACUAAAUGUACUAACAGAGGCAUAUAUACUUAAGCAGAGGAUAUUAACUGAAGCACCUCUUUGUGUGUAUGUGACAGUGCCUAGUGAUCCUAAAUGCCUUGUUGUAUAUGUAGAGGAUUAUGGUACUUGUUCUUCUAAAGCUUUCAGGCUGCCAUUGCUCCUUUUUGUGUAGUUUGUGCUGCAUAGCUGUUUUGUCGAUACGUCUUUGUGUCUUUUGUGUAAACUCAAAUAUCAAUAAAAGAGUAUAAAAACA
Messenger RNA from Amphiprion ocellaris (clown anemonefish), 4345 nucleotides. It is a transcript of the gene rhpn2, whose product is annotated as rhophilin, Rho GTPase binding protein 2. Lineage: Eukaryota; Metazoa; Chordata; Actinopteri; Pomacentridae. The transcript has 15 exons. Gene Ontology annotation, biological process: negative regulation of stress fiber assembly; signal transduction. Bases 127 to 2190 code for a protein of 687 amino acids. Gene Ontology annotation, molecular function: protein binding. The record is from RefSeq and is a predicted model, not a curated record.